Molecule: messenger RNA, 558 nt
Organism: Prorocentrum cordatum
Lineage: Eukaryota; Dinophyceae; Prorocentrales; Prorocentraceae
Source: the annotation of a GenBank genome assembly
AUGCCCGUGCGAUAUUGCCGCAACCAGCCGUUUUGCAAGUUGUCGAUGUUGUUUUUCCCGUAUUGGAACAAAGUGGUGGGCCGGUUGAUCCCUCAGCAGUUCGGGAUCUUUGUCGGCGCUCGGCCCCGCACGCAGGCUUUAGACAUCGCUCACGCACUGCAGCUUGUCGUCGAGAAGGGCCUCGACGAUUGCAGCAACGCCACUCUUGCCCAGUGCGACGCCCAGACUUACUUUGACGAGCUGAGGGCCCUCCGGAUCUGCAGGUGGCUGGUAACCAGGGGUUGUUCCCCCGAGGACGUGGCGUGUUUAGUGCGUGCUCAGAUGGUGCCCCGCGUGAUCCCCCACGCCGGCGGCAGCGCUGUGCCCAUCGUGAACCGGUCCAAAAGGGGCCUGACAGGAAGCCGAACCGCUCUGAUGCUUGCCCGGAUCCUGGUGGAAGAGGUGAUGAAUGACAGAGCGGAGUCAUGGAAGACUUGGGGGUUCCGCUGCGACGAGUCGCGCCUCAGGGCUGCAUCGUGCAUUGACAACGUGUUCGCUUGCAGCAACACGCCAGAAUGA